AUGAAGUUGGAUAACGCCUUGUGGGCGUAUCGCAUAGCCUACAAAACCCCUAUCGAAGCUUCUCCUUACAGGUUAGUUUACGGGAAGGCGUUCCAUCUGCCGGUUGAGUUAGAGCAUAAAGCAUAUUGGGCAAUCAAAAAGCUUAAUCUUGAUAUGAACCUAGCGGGAGAGAAGAGAUUGCUCCAAUUGCACGAGCUUGAUGAAUUCAGAUUGAGGGCGUAUGAGAACGUAAAGCUAUACAAUAAGAAGGCGAAGAGAUGGCACGAUAAGAAUAUUCAAUAUUGUGAAUUCGCGCCAGGGCAGCAGGUAUUACUCUUCAACUGUAGGCUGCGGUUGUUUCCGGGAAAGCUUAAGUCUCAAUGGUCUGGACCGUUUGUGGUAACAAGAACCACACCCCAUGGUGCUGUGGAAAUACAAACAAUGGAUGGGGUACGCAAGUUCCUGGUAAAUGGAUAG
This is a messenger RNA of Lycium barbarum (goji berry), 456 nucleotides long. RefSeq lists its product as uncharacterized. Bases 1 to 456 code for a protein of 151 amino acids. The record is from RefSeq and is a predicted model, not a curated record. NCBI's taxonomy places the organism in Eukaryota, Viridiplantae, Streptophyta, Magnoliopsida, Solanales, Solanaceae. The transcript has a single exon.